Messenger RNA from Drosophila subpulchrella, 3166 nucleotides. RefSeq names its product alpha-L-iduronidase. The record is from RefSeq and is a predicted model, not a curated record. Gene Ontology annotation, molecular function: L-iduronidase activity. Gene Ontology annotation, biological process: carbohydrate metabolic process. The transcript is spliced from 4 exons. NCBI's taxonomy places the organism in Eukaryota, Metazoa, Arthropoda, Insecta, Diptera, Drosophilidae. Bases 1191 to 3104 code for a protein of 637 amino acids.
AUGCUCUGAUUUAUUUCUUUUUGGAUAUUACUUUAGUUUUAUUAUUAUAGCUUGAUAUCCAUAAUAAAGCGUCUAGGAGGUAAUCAAAAAUGAAUUAAUAAUUAUGCUUAAACUUUAUUUUUAUUGUCCUACUAAGCUUUUUCCCAUAUUCCCAAAGAUUUUAAUCAAUUGCAUCGAGCCAUUGCUUUCAAUGUCAAUCCGAUACUGUGUUUUUCUUCAUAAAGUUUUCCCUAAUCCCUGAGUAAUCCCAGAAAAACAAAUCCCAUAAAUAUAAAAACGAAUGGGGAACAAUUUCCAAUAAAACCAGCGCAGGACCAGUUCACCCUCGGAUGUGAUAUGAGCGCGUUAUGGGCGUAUUAUCGCUGAGAUGCGUGAAAUAUUAUCUUUGUCGCACCUUUUCCGCCCCCAGAGCACCCACACAAGGACAAACUCCACUUCGAACAUAUAUAUCUAUGUUUUUUUCCACCCCCAAUGAGGGAUUGCAAUUCAAUGCGGCUCGGGCUGUUGCUUUCUUUUUUGUGUCAUUCCCAGCUUUACUUUACCUUUUUGGGGGAGAGAGACUAAUAGCGAGAGAGUGCUAAACGGGCACGCUGUUGCUUUCGGCACACGCCUCACUGUGGGUCAAUUACAGAAAGUGACCUCUGGAAAUGAAAAGAAAAUUCAACGCGAAUUCUUUAGCAUACAUCCUUUUAUUUUUAUUAAAAGUAUUAAGUACGGCUUCAAGGGAACCUCAAGUUGUAUUCAUCUAAAAAUUGAAGUUAAUUCGGAACUUUUUUAUCUGUAGAUAACGCAUUGGAUAUGCUUAUUUUACAAAAAUAUACUGUUUUACCUAAACUAACAUUUAAUUAAACAAUCUUCUUCAGAUCUUAUAAUUAUUUGUAUUUUUUUGUAUGUACCCUACACUUAAGAUUGAUUUAAGGAUAAUACUAUAAUCAUUAACUUUGAUCUUCAAAACUAGUUUCUUAAGUUUAAAUGAUAAGCCCGUAGCGCACCCACUGUAUGCCCCCUGCCUGUGACGUCACGGCUUUAGCUUUUGGGUUAGCUCACUCCGACAGAUACAGACACACCGAGAGAUAGGAGGGAAGGUGAGAGAGCCACUCUUAUCAGCAGCGGCAUCGACAAAUCGAAGACAAAACAAAAGCCGUCAUUAAUCCCGCAGAGAAAGUCGAGCGCAUCGCUCAUCGCACGGAAUGCUGCCGCUGCUCCUGAUUUUUGCGACUCUCGCCAGGAUCGACGCCCACUACACGAGCGGGGAUGUGGUCUACCACUCGAUGCCGCAUUUCUGGACGGGCGUGGGCUUCUGUCCCGCCGGCCGGAUCGAUCACGAAGGGAUUAGCACCGCCCUGGGGUAUCCCGCCCUCCGGAUCAAUCUUCGCCAGAUUUCCGCACUGCCCGUGGGCGCGGUGACCCAUAUUCGCAUCCACUGGCUGCUUGAGCUGGUCCAAUUCUUGCAGUACGACCCCAGUGGAAUUCCGAUUUAUGAUUUCUCCAAGUUCGAUGAUUUCAUUGAUUUCCUGCACGAGGAACUGCGCCUGUCUCCGGUUAUGGAGUGGAUGGGCAAUCUGGGUGGGGUCUUUUUGGAAAACCCUUUGCACCAAGCUUUCUACUGGGAACACUUGGUUAAGGCCACGGUUAACCACCAGUUGGCUCGACAUGGGUCCUCCAGAUUAGCUAACUGGCGCUACGAAACUUGGAAUGAACCCGACCUGCGUGGGUACAACAAACUGAAUUUCACGGAUGAAUCCUACCUGGAUUACGUCCAGGCUGUGCGUCGUGGUCUAAGUAAAGCUGGAAACGUUGACGCCCAAGAUGGAAAGCUCCAGCUCCCCAUGUAUCGAUCUUUGCGAGGUCCUGCGGGUCUCUUUAAGGACCCCAACAACCAUCCGCUCUGCUGGAAGCUGUUGGAGCUAUGUAGCCAGAGAGUUGUAUAUUGUCCCAUCGAUGUACUCACUUUUCAUCGAAAGGGAGUCGAAGGAACUGCAACGGAGAUCGUAAAUGGUUCGCUAUCCUUGAUGGCAAAAAUCUACGAGGAGUAUCCCAAUCUCAAGCAACUUCCGGUGGCCAAUGAUGAAUCAGAUCCUGUGGCCGGUUGGAGUACUCCUCGAGAGUUUCAGGCGGAUGUUCGCUAUGGAGUUACCCUGAUUUCCACGGUGAUGCAGUUCUGGCAUGCCAAGCUAGCCGCUGGUCCUCUUAGCAGUUUGGAGUCGAUUAGUCAUGACAACGCUUUCCUGAGCUACCAUCCCCACGAGUUCACGCAGCGCACGCUGCUUGCCCAUUUUCGGAUGAACGAGACUAACCCGCCGCACUCGCAGUUCAUCCAGAAACCAGUCUAUGCUGCUAUGGGAAUGCUGGCGAAGUUGGGCAACCGAGCUGCGGCUGUGGAACUGGUCAACAUGGAUACCAAGCACAGCGUAGAGGUCCUGCGAACAGUGUCUGGUGGAGUGAGCGGUCCUGGGCAGUACAUGGCCACCAUAUUCCUGAGUCCCGAGGAGGCGGGACCAAAGAGGUCGGCCUUCCAUCAUAAGUACACGCUGAACAUGUCGAUAGCAAAUGAGUCGGCCUUUGUCACGGAGCUUCUGGUGCCACAGACCACAGACCCGUACUACUUGUGGCAGCAGGCGGGAAGUCCAGCGUAUCCCAACGUAACUCUAAGGGAAUCCAUGCGAAGGGCUCAAACUCCUAAGCUCUACAAGACGGGACCCAUCUGGCAGUACAACAGCGAGCUAGUAAUCAACUCUGCCAGCAUCCCUCUGCCCUGGGCGAUGCUGCUCCGGGUGUGUUCCGCAUCGUGGCCCAAGCUGCGCCGGCCGCAGCAACUCUCGAUCGCGGAGGUAACCCAUCGCGAGGUCUUCAUCAGCUGGAUGGAGCACCCCAAAUCCACGCAGUGCCUUCUUAGCUACGAGGUGUGGUUCAAGGAACGCGACAACCUGGGCCACUCCGCCGACUGGCUGCUCAUCUCCCGCGGCUGGCACCUGCCAUAUCCGUCUUUUCAGUACGCGCCCGGAGACAAGGGAUCCGUCAAUGGUUUCUACAAAGUUCGUGGAGUGGAUGUGUUUAAUGAAACCAGCCCAUACUCACAAAUAGUCGAAUAUCUGGAGUUGUAGUUCAACAAGCAGUUUAUGAAUUAAACAUACAUAUUUAGGCAAUGUGAAAGCAAACAUAAUCA